This is a messenger RNA of Lodderomyces orthopsilosis Co 90-125, 384 nucleotides long. RefSeq lists its product as uncharacterized. Lineage: Eukaryota; Fungi; Ascomycota; Pichiomycetes; Serinales; Debaryomycetaceae. Bases 1 to 384 code for a protein of 127 amino acids. The record is from RefSeq and is a predicted model, not a curated record. The transcript has a single exon.
AUGGCUCAACCAUUCUACGGAGACAUCCAAUCAUAUGAUAUACACACUUACUGGAACAACAAUAACCAAGGGGAAAGGCAAUUUGCUUAUAAUCUCAGAGAAAAGGUGUUAAAAGAGUUUGACAGGGACAUCAAAAAUGGUGACAUUAGAGUGUACAAGUUCCACGACAAACCCAUUGGGCCUCAUACGUUGAACAUGUGGGAACUAGACUUUAGGAAGCCAGAGUUGUUUGUAAAACUUGUCCCUUAUUUUCAAUUGAACCAUGGCAAGUUAUCUGUUUUGAUUCAUCCUAGGACAAGCCAAGGGGAUCUCAAAGACCAUACUGAUCAUGCACUUUGGCUUGGACAUAAAUUGCGUUUAGAUACCAGCUUCUUAGAAGAUUAG